AUGGCACGUUGUGGAAUUAAUCUGGCCGUCCUCGUCUUCUCUUCGAGCACCGGGGAAUGGCGUGCCGCCUCAUCGUCCCAGGACUGGAGGGAUAUAGUCGUUGUCAGUGACCCUUUCUGUUUUCUGAGGCCUCAUUUCGCAGGUGGCUGCAUCUACUGGGACUCGCCGUUAAACCAGAACAAGUUGCUCGUGCUUGACACUAAGACUAUGGAGUUCUCCAUUGCAGAUUUCCCACCUGGAGAAUGGGACGAAAAAUUAGCUAUUGUCGAUGCAGGGGAAGGCAGGUUUGGAAUGUUUGGCAUCCAUGAUGGAGAUGAAGGUGGUGAAUCUGUUCUUAGUUAUAUGGUUGGGCAAAACGAAGGUGAGAGUUCUGGCCAGCUGAAGAAAGUCUCACUAGGUUAUGGGCAUCAGUAUUAUUUCACAGACUAUGCAACGCAGAAUUACUUGAUCCUAUUAAGGGCUGAAGCUAGCCCGUACGAAGUCUUAUCACGGACCCCAUCAAAGAUAGAAUUUUUCUCACUGGAUGUCAAGACAGCGCAGCUUGAGAGGAUGUUUAUUGAACCUUCCAAGUUUGGUUGUUCUCGAGCGCACAUAUAUACCAACUUCCCGCCAUCAUUAUUGUCUUCACCAACAGUAUGA
Molecule: messenger RNA, 639 nt
Organism: Triticum turgidum subsp. durum (durum wheat)
Lineage: Eukaryota; Viridiplantae; Streptophyta; Magnoliopsida; Poales; Poaceae
Source: the annotation of a GenBank genome assembly